AAUAACCGACGUGCCUUUGAACACCAACUCGUCCAUCCCUCUUCCCGGGGCAACAUGCCACGAUUCUAUUCGUCCGCGUGUCAUGGUCGGUUUUAAGGGACCCACGUCAUCUCCUCUAUGACAGGGGUUCGUUUGUCCGUACAGACCUGGAUCCAAGAACCAACCCUCAUCCAGUCCCUGCCCUCCACGUGGUUAACGACACGUGUCGCCAAAUUUUGGCGCCAAACUCUCAAUGGUCGGAGUCAACUAAGCAACGGCGAAGUCCUAGUCAGCCGCCACGUGUACACGCAGGAUUUCUACUUCCAUUUCACAAUAUCUCCUUCUCUAUAUUUGAGAACUUCAAAAUUGGAAGUACCUCCAAAGACCAGUAGAUCACAAGAAACAGAGUAUUGGUCCUAUAGUCUACACAAUGAUUCAAAAAUUCAAUCGAAAGCUUCAAAACGACCGCCGAAUCCUGUCGUUUCCAGCAGUCCAUCCUUGCGAGGCCAUUUGUCCAGCAACCCUUCUCGCUUCUCUUACUUCUCUAGCUCACAACAUAUGUAAUUACCAGUCAAAAUCCUUCGCUACGCAACGAAGAAACGUGCGCGAAACAAUUCGCCAAAUUGCAAUUUUGCUUGUAUUCUUUGACGCAAUUCAUGAUCGUGGCUUGACCCUUUCUGAUUCCGUGCUUUUAUGCUUCUCCGAGCUUCAUCUUACUUUCCAAAAGAUUCAGUUCUUGCUGGAAGAUUGCUCAAGGGAAGGUUCAAGGCUCUGGAUUCUUGUAAAAUCUCAGCAUGUUGUCACUCAAUUUCGUGUAUUAAUUCGGGGUAUAGCCACAGCGCUUGAUAUUCUGCCACUGAAUUCGAUUGAUGUUUGUAGUGAAGUGAAGGAGUUGGUUGAAUUGGUAGCAAAACAGGCAAGGAAGGCGAAACUUGAAGUUGACUCAGAUGAUGAACACGCCAUGAAUCGAGUACUUACCACAUUGGAUCUUCUCGACAAGGGAGUUGAACCAGAAUUCCAAAUACUGAAAUGGGUUCUUGAUUAUCUGGACAUCAAAAGCUGGAAUGAUUGUAACAAGGAAAUCAAGUUCUUGGAAGAUGAGAUUGAAGUUCAGUGCUCCACCUGCGAUGAAAGAGAGGUUCCAUUUUUAAGCAGCUUGCUAGGGUUCAUGAGCUACUGCAGGGGAGUUGUUUUUCAAGUAUUAGACGAUGAAAACCGGGAUCAAAUCGACGUGAGAUGCAUCAUGGAGACACUUAGCUGCCUAAAUCCAGACGAUUUUCGAUGCCCAAUUUCACUUGAGCUAAUGACUGAUCCAGUGACGGUAGCCACGGGACAGACUUAUGAUCGAUCUUCGAUUCAAAAAUGGCUGAAAGCAGGAAAUACAACAUGUCCCAAAACAGGGGAGAAACUGAAAAACACAGAGUUCGUCCCCAACACAGCUCUCAAAAAGCUAAUCCAACAGUUCUGUGCAGAUCAUGGAAUUUCUCUGGGUAAAUCAGGAAGACAUAGCCGUGACAUAACCAGGACGAUUAUCCCAGGUAGUCCAGCCGCUGCAGCGGCCAUGAGAUUCCUCUCAAGAUUUCUCGCAAGAAGAUUGUUCUUCGGAGAAGGUGAAGAGAAAAACAAGGCGGCGUACGAGAUUCGUUUGCUCACAAAAUCAAACAUCUUCAACAGGGCUUGUUUAAUAGAAGCAGGCACAAUCCCACCUCUCUUGAAGCUUUUAGCUUCAUAUGAUAGGUCUGCACAAGAGAACGCCAUAGGUGCUCUGUUGAAGCUCUCAAAGCAUACUAGUGGGAAGAAAGUGAUGGUUGAAAGCGGGGGAUUGAACCCAAUUCUUGCAGUACUUAACAAAGGAUUGAGCAUGGAAGCAAAGCAAAUGGCGGCAGCUACUAUCUUCUACCUCUCUUCUGUAAAGGGUUACCGGAAACUAAUCGGAGAUACGCCGGAGUCAAUUCCAUCUCUCUUAGAGCUCAUCAAGGAUGGUACUAACUGUGGUAAAAAGAAUGCAGUAGUCGCCAUUUUUGGUCUGCUCUUAUACCCAGAAAAUAAAAAGAAAGCGCUUGCUUCUGGCGCAGUUCAAAUUCUACUUAACAUUUUAACAACUUCAGACAAGGUGGAAUUGAUAGCAGAUUCGCUAGCAGUUCUAGCAACACUAGCUGAAGAUGCUGAAGGUACAUUCGCCAUUUUAGAAGCUCGUGCUUUGCGUCUAAUAAUUGGGAGUCUUCAGUGUUUAACAUGUAGAGCAGGGAAGGAAUACUGUGUCUCCAUUUUGCUUUCUCUGUGCAACAAUGGCGGCGAUGAGGUGAUUGGUGUAUUAGCGAAAGACCCUUCUCUCAUGGCUGCCUUGUAUUCGCUCUUAACAGACGGCACGUCGCAUGGCAGCAAAAAAGCAUGUACCCUUAUGAAGAUUCUGCAUGAAUUUCAAGAAACAAGAACAGUUCGUGCCUGGUGAAUAUUCAUUCCUCACUUCUGCUUCUGGUUCUCUUUCUGUGUAAAUAUACAUAUAUAUGGUGUGUGAUAUAGCCCGUGAUUUUGUUUCUUUUCUUUGUUUUUUAACCAUUUAAAUGUCAGUGGAUUAGCUCAGUUUUUGCAAGAGCUAAUCACUGUGUUAGGCUUUGAUUUCAUAGUUAAAGGAAAGUAGAGCAUGUAAUGAUAAUUUAUAGUGGGCAGUUUUGGUUCUUGUCAA
Molecule: messenger RNA, 2665 nt
Organism: Carica papaya (papaya)
Lineage: Eukaryota; Viridiplantae; Streptophyta; Magnoliopsida; Brassicales; Caricaceae
Source: RefSeq, a predicted model, not a curated record